AUUUCAGAAAAAAAAAAAAGAGACCACCCGCCUCUUCUCUGUAAUUAUAUCUCUCUUUCUCUCUCUCUCUCUAUCUAUCUCUUUCUUGUUUUUCUGUUUAUUACUCUUUCUGGCAUAGACUUUCUGAGGGAGAGUACUGACUUGUCUCCAAAAUGUGCGUCCGUAAAGCUGAUCCUUUCCACUGAAUCCUUACGGAGCUUCAUUUGGUAUCAGGCUCCUCAGGUUCUCCCUUGAGCUUUUCUUGAGCACCACCGUUGUAAAUUUUUUGACAUAUGGUGCAGAGCCGCAGAGAGGGAGAGAGAGAGGCUCUUGAGAGCUUUCUUGAACACGAAGUUGUUACUUUUAGAUGAAGUGCAUAUGAGAGAGAGAGAGAGAGAGAGAGAGAGAGAGAGAGAGAGAUUUUGGGAGGUCUCUCUUCCUUUCUCUUUCUGCAUGUGAAGCCUUUUAACAACAUGUAGAUUAAUGGUGCCCGGUGAAAUAGGUGAACUUCCUUUCAGUAUGCUGUGGUGAAUAACUUUCCGAGGGAAGCUUUAAAUGGGUGUCUGCUGAGUGAGCCAUGGGAAUCUUGGAUGGUUUUUGGUUCUGUAAUGGAUGAAGAGGUCAGUACUCUUGGGGCCGUUGAGUGUCAAUGAUCUGAACCGAAUAUGGUUUGCUCUGCGGAUGACUUGUCUCUAUGGAAGGAUUUCCCCAAGGGACUCAGGGUUCUACUUUUGGAAGAGGACGAUCACUCUGCUGCUGAGAUCAGGUCUAAGCUAGAGGGAAUGGAUUAUAUUGUCUCAGCAUUCCAGAACAUCAGUGAAGCUUUAGCGGCAGUAUCUAGCGAUGUUGGCAGCUUCCAUGUUGCUAUUGUUGAGGUGAACAACGCUAAUAGCCAAGGAUGUUUCAAAUUCCUUGAGACAGUUCGGGGCCUGCCUACUAUAAUGAUUUCAGAUAUAGAUUGCCUGAGCACGAUGAUGAGAUGUAUAGCACUCGGUGCAGCAGAGUUCCUUCAAAAGCCAUUGUCUGAAGACAAACUUAAAAAUAUAUGGCAGCAUGUGGUUCACAAGGCGUUUAACACAGGGGCAAGUUCCCUUUCAGCAUCUCUAAAACCAGUCAAGGAAGCAACAGCAUCUAUUCUGCAGUUUCAACAGGGGGCAACGGAAUCCAAUAACUCUGACCAACCAGUACAAGAGAAAUGCCUGCCAUCUUCAGAGGCAUUACUAACAGACCAGGAACUUCAUAUUGACCCUUCGAUAACAACCGAACACUCUCAAUCGCCUUCAACUCAGUUAGAUCAAGAAAGAUUUCAAGCACCUUCAACUCAGUUAGAGCAAGAAGGAUUUGAAGCACCUUCAACUGAGUCGGAUCAAGAAGGAUUUCAAGUUCCUUCUACUCAGAUAGAUCAAGGAGGAUGUGUCCUUGAUGACUAUGAAAUAAGUGACGGAUGUCAGUGGUUAGUAGAUGAGAAAGCGAAUGAUGGAAUAUCAACUGAACUGAAGAACUGCACUUUCUCUGAUUCUAAAUCUGUCGAAAUUACUUGCAAGAGUUCAGUAUGUGAACUUGCUUCUUGCAUGGAAAAUUCACCUCCAAGAUUGGAUUCCACUGAGAAUGAUGAGGAAGUAAAUUCAGCUGGCGAGUGUAUGGUUGAUAAAGCAAAUGAUAUCAUGCAUGCUGUUGAUAAUUCACAAGGUGUAGAGAUCCUGGAGCAAAAAAUUGAAAAAGCCAACAUGAAAAACGGAACUCCUCCCAUUACCUCUAGUAUGAAGGCCUCGAAGAAAAAAACAAAGGUUGAUUGGACGCCAGAGUUACACAGGCGCUUCGUUCAGGCUGUUGAGCAAUUGGGAAUCGAGCAGGCCAUACCUUCCAGGAUACUUGAAUUGAUGAAAGUGGAAGGACUAACCAGACAUAAUGUAGCUAGCCAUCUCCAGAAAUACAGGUUGCAUAGGAGACAUACCAUCCAUAAGGUAGAUGAUGCUGCAACCAGAAGGAACUGGCAGCAGCACAGAGAGGCAAUGCAGAGAUAUUUGUACACUAACAGGCCAAUCAUGGCCUUUCCUCCAAUGCAUGCCAACUGCGGAGUGCCGAGUCCUUAUUACCCUGUCUGGGGCCAUCCCCCUGCUCAGCCAUGGGCUCACACUGGCUUCCCACCAAUGUACCCACCAGAAAGUUGGCCAUGGACGAGGCACGCUGAUGCAUGGGGUUGCCCUGUUGUUCCCGUCCAAAGUCCAUGCUCCUUCUUCCCUCAAAAUCCAUCACCUGUACACCAAGAGGAACAUAAUCAAGAGUCAUGGAAGGACUUUGUAGAUAAUUACCCGACGGAUGAAGUAAUAGACAAAGCGGUGAAGGAAGCGAUCAGCAAGCCAUGGCUGCCGCUGCCCCUCGGCCUCAAGCCGCCCUCCGUUGAGAGCGUCCUCUCCGAGCUUCACAGGCACGGCAUCAGACGCAUCCCGCCCUCCAAUCCCACCUAGCCACCUCCCAUCGUACGGCUCCCACCCAGGUGGGACCCUCAAAGUUUUGGGGGCCCCACUGUUUUGUAUAUCAGAUUUUAGUACUCUUUCGGGUCCCACCCGAUCCGGCUCUCUCUCUUUUAUUUUAUUUUAUUUUAUUUUUUUUGGUUGGUCUUACUGGUUUGGAAGAGAAAUAAUAAUAAGAAAUCAGGAAGAAGGGGUUGUCAUGAGCUUAUUAAGCA
Messenger RNA from Nymphaea colorata (pocket water lily), 2668 nucleotides. RefSeq names its product two-component response regulator-like APRR2. The coding region runs from base 645 to 2447 and encodes 600 amino acids. Lineage: Eukaryota; Viridiplantae; Streptophyta; Magnoliopsida; Nymphaeales; Nymphaeaceae. Gene Ontology annotation, molecular function: transcription cis-regulatory region binding; DNA-binding transcription factor activity. Gene Ontology annotation, cellular component: nucleus. The transcript is spliced from 11 exons. The record is from RefSeq and is a predicted model, not a curated record. Gene Ontology annotation, biological process: positive regulation of DNA-templated transcription; phosphorelay signal transduction system.